UGGCGUGCGCUGCAGUGAGGAGUAUAUGGUGUCUUAGCGGCGGUGUCAGUGUGUGUGCACUUGCUGGGUGCGGAUGGCGGACAAGGCGGCAAGCGGGGACGAUCCCGUGCGCGGGAACAGCGGAGGGGCGGAAGGUGGCGGGGAUGCCGGUGGCGCCUCCGGUGACAGUGCAAAGGCCAGCGGGACAGUAUCCACUGACCAAAUCCUGCAAACAGGAAAUUUUGCUGCUACGGGGGUUUAUUGUGGAUCGGGUUCAGCGAAACCCAGUGGUAGAUAGUGCAGAAGUUCCAGAGCUCAGAGCAGUGGAGCCGAUAAACCCAUCUAUGAAGAACCUGAGUGAGUGCUUACGCAAAAUAGGUGAUGAGCUGGAUGGAAACAUGGAGCUGCAGAGGAUGAUGGAGCAAGUGCAAAGCAACCCUCCCAAAGAGGUCUUCUUCCGCGUCGCAACUGAAAUGUUUGCCGAUGGCAACUUUAACUGGGGUCGUGUUGUAGCUUUGUUUUAUUUUGCCUGCAAGUUAGUACUGAAGGCUUUGUGUACACAUGUGCCACAGACCGUCCGUACGAUCAUUAAUUGGACCAUGGACUACCUCAGGGACUAUGUUGUCCAGUGGAUACGUGAUCAGGGCGGCUGGGAGGGGCUUCUGUCUUACUUUGGCACACCGACUUGGCAAACUGUCGGAAUCUUCUUGGCUGGCGUGCUCACUGCCACUGUAGCUGUCUGGAGAUACUCUUAAGACUUCCAUUGCAGUUCUGAGCACAGCUCCCUGAAGCUGUUCCUUUUUUUGGAAGCACGUCUGCAUUCUGAUUUACUCCAGCACUGACAUCAAAGCAACAGAACAAGUGCUUCCACAGGGAAAUCUCAUCACCUCAGCGUUACAUGGCUAAACCUCUUUGGCCAGUCUGUCUUUGGGGAUCACUUGUUUUAUUUUUCUUAAAUUUUUUAUUAUAAGUCGUGCCUUUUUAAUAUAUACAGUAAGAUGGUUUUUAAGAGGCUUUUUUGAUUUAAUACUUGAAUAAGUACCCUUGGAUUUUUUUUGUCCGUACGUUUUUUUGUUUUUUAUGUGAACUUAUUAGAAUGAAGUGAAAGAUACUCCAUCAUGCACAUGGCUCUUGUGGAUGAGUAUUUUUUUUUUCUUGAGUGAAAUAUGUCACAAUUGCAAAGUUUGCACCUAGAGAGGGAAAAAAGUUCCGUUAUUUAAAGGGGAAAUGGUUACACAUUCUCCACUCUGUAAAAGCAGCAUGUAAAGUGUGGAUGUUUAUCAGCUGUUGAAGUCUCUGGAAGUAGCCUUUUACCUUUUUUUCGACUGCUGGGAUUGGAAACUCAUUGGUAGCGGUUUCUUUAACCUAAAAGAUGACAUACUGUCACCACCAAAGGUGAACCUGGCCAGCAUGUAUAAAAAAAUUAUUAUAGUGUCUUUUUUUUUUUAAGGAAAAACAAAGUUUUGCAUGUAUGCGUUUGAAACCAUGUAUGUUGUGUUUUUUUUUUUUUUUUCUUGAAACACGAUGGUUACUAUAAAAAUAAAAUGAAAAAUGACUCUUGAUGACCCUAAAUAUGUAUAGCCUAAAUCCAGACAGUUUAUGUUGGUCACCCUUUGUUUUUUCCAAACAGUUAAUUGAUGAAGUCACGUUGUUUAAUUAUGUUGUGUCUAAAUUUCACCUUGAAUGUCAGAUGAUCAGGGAUCAGAGACUAUUUGCAAAUUGACUGUCAUUACCUUACCAACUGCCCAAUCUUUUAAUGUCUCCCCACAUUAAGUGUUAAAGCACCUUUGUCAAUAAUAAGACUGUAGACUACCAGUGGGCUUUACGUAGCCUUUGUUGGAAGACAGUGUAUGGGGCUAUGUGACUGAAAGCUAGGGUCGGGUUUAAGUAGACCUCUGACAAUCAAGUUGAAGCAAAAGGUUUGGAUUUAGUAAAGUCGGUUCUUUUCCAGUGCAGCAGAGCUUGAUUUACUUUAAAGGGUUCAGUUCCAUCCAAUAAUUGUAAAAGUUGCACAUUACUGCAUGUUUCUAAAUAAAACGCCUUUAAUAAAAUGUAUUUAAAAGAUGA
This is a messenger RNA of Rana temporaria (common frog), 2046 nucleotides long. RefSeq names its product BCL2 associated X, apoptosis regulator (gene BAX). The record is from RefSeq and is a predicted model, not a curated record. NCBI's taxonomy places the organism in Eukaryota, Metazoa, Chordata, Amphibia, Anura, Ranidae. Gene Ontology annotation, biological process: extrinsic apoptotic signaling pathway in absence of ligand; positive regulation of apoptotic process; release of cytochrome c from mitochondria. Gene Ontology annotation, cellular component: mitochondrial outer membrane. The transcript has 6 exons. The coding region runs from base 144 to 734 and encodes 196 amino acids. Gene Ontology annotation, molecular function: protein homodimerization activity; channel activity; protein heterodimerization activity.